CAUCUUUUUCACUCUUCUCUAUUUUUGUGAAAGUCCAUGUACUUCCUGUCAAUACAGAGCAUUAACCUGAGGGCAGUCUUUCAAAUAUGCGGUAUCUUCUUAUUGUAGUUUGCGUUUGUAAUGAUGACUUAUCCCUUAGGUCCACUCGGUAAGAAAAUUUACCAAGGAGUUAUUACUUGAAACACGGAUACAUCUUUUAUAUAGCUAUGAUGGCAUCUACCAGUGAUACCAAGAUCUGUAAGAACCAGGAUGGACUUUUGGAAAUAAAAAUGGAAGAAGAGUGUAAGUAUACCACCAGACAAGAUAGGAACUUACAAAAGAACACUUAUAACAGAGACGUCUUCCGAAAAUACUUCAGACAGUUUUGCUACCAGGAAACAUCUGGACCCCGGGAGGCUUUGAGCCGACUCAGGGAACUUUGCCGUCAGUGGCUGCGACCAGACUUGAACAGCAAAGAGCAGAUCCUGGAGCUGCUGGUGCUGGAGCAGUUCCUGACCAUCCUGCCAGGGGAGCUGCAGGCCUGGGUGCAGGAGCAGAAUCCCGAGAGUGUGGAGGAGGUGGUGACUGUGCUGGAGGAUUUAGAGAGAGAGCUUGAUGAACUAGGAUACCGGAUCUGUUGGUGGACAGCAAGACUUGAGUGGUGUGACUUUGAUGAAUUCUUCACCAGUGCUAGGGCCUCAGUCCAAAUUGAAGAACGGGAAAUGUUGCGGGAGACGAAGCCUUUAGCAGCAGAGCCGAAACCCAGUGUGUCCCUUCAAUUUGUCAAAGCCAAGCCAGGGUGUGGACUUGCAGAGCAUGAAACCCAGGAGGAGCAAGUUUCAGGUGUUGAGACUGGAAAUGAGUCCAGAAAUGUAACUCUAAAGCAAGGCCUCUGGGAAGGAAUGGAAGCAGAACAGAAUCCCUCUAGCAGGUUAGCAAAGGAUGUACUUGAGUGUGAAGAAACUUGUAACCCUGGAGAAGAGUCUUUUGGUGUUUCCCAGGAAGACAGCCAGCCUCUGCAUAAUGAAAAUGGGGUAAAUUUAGCUGAGAACUCAGACCAUGCUGAACACCAGAACAUCUGUCCAAGGCGAAAAGUGCAUGGGUGUGAUGAGUGUGGAAAGACUUUUACUCAGCACUCCCGCCUCAUAGAGCAUAAGAGAGUCCAUACUGGAGACAGGCCCUACAAAUGUGAAGAAUGUGGGAAAACUUUCCGAUGGAGGACUGUUCUUAUUCGACACAAGGUGGUACACACUGGGGAGAAGCCGUAUAAAUGUAAUGAAUGUGGCAGGGCUUUUGGCCAGUGGUCAGCUCUUAACCAACAUCAGAGACUUCACUCAGGAGAAAAACACUACCACUGUAAUGAAUGUGGCAAAGCCUUUUGCCAGAAAGCAGGCCUCUUUCACCAUCUCAAGAGCCACAGAAGAACCAGACCUUAUCAGUGUCUUCAGUGUAAUAAAAGCUUUAAUCGCCGCUCUACACUUUCUCAGCACCAAGGAGUUCACACUGGUGCAAAACCCUACGAAUGCAGUGAUUGUGGGAAAGCUUUUGUUUAUAACUCAUCUCUUGCUACCCAUCAGGAAACCCAUCACAAGGAGAAGCCCUUCACUCAAAGUGGUCCUACUCAGCAACAGGGGAACCACACCAGGGAGAAGCCCUACAAGUGCAGUGUAUGUGGAAAAGCAUUUGUUCAAAAAACAAGUCUUGCAGAACAUGAGCAAAUUCAUUCUGGAGAGAUCUGAUAAGUGUGCUGAGGGCAGGAAGGCCUUUAUUCAGAUGUCAGAACUCAUGGAACAUUAGGGAACCCACACUGUGGGAAGGUCCCACAAAUGUGAUGAAUGUGCCAAGACCUUCAGAUGGGAGUCAGCUUAGUAAGCACUAGAAAUCUAUAGUAGACGUGGUCCCUAAAAGUGUCAUGUGUGGGGGGAAUUAUUCUCACAGAACUCAACUCUUAUCAUCAGACUAGUCAUAAAAGAGCAAAAAGUCUGUGUGAUGACUACAGGGAAGCCAUCUCAGUGUAGGCUGGUGAGAAAUACUGUAUUUGUAAUGCUUUGUGGUGACACUUCAGCCUUUGCUGCUCUGAGACCAUAAAUAUUUGAUGAGCA
Messenger RNA from Grammomys surdaster, 2081 nucleotides. It is a transcript of the gene Zscan12, whose product is annotated as zinc finger and SCAN domain containing 12. Gene Ontology annotation, biological process: regulation of transcription by RNA polymerase II. The record is from RefSeq and is a predicted model, not a curated record. NCBI's taxonomy places the organism in Eukaryota, Metazoa, Chordata, Mammalia, Rodentia, Muridae. Gene Ontology annotation, molecular function: DNA-binding transcription factor activity, RNA polymerase II-specific; RNA polymerase II cis-regulatory region sequence-specific DNA binding. The transcript has 4 exons. Bases 207 to 1718 code for a protein of 503 amino acids.